AUGCCGCCUCAGGACGAUCAGGCUCCUCCAGUGCCGCCCAGAAGAGCCGGGACCUGCUCCAUCUCACUGCCCGAGCGGAGGCUGAAGUGCGUGCUGGUGGGAGACGGAGCGGUGGGCAAAACCAGUCUGAUAGUGAGCUACACCACCAACGGAUACCCAGCAGAGUACAUCCCCACUGCUAUAGACCACUUCUCAGCGAGGGUUGCGGUGGAUGGAAGACCAGUACAACUUCAGCUCUGUGACAUGGCAGGACAGGUGGAGUUUGAGCGCCUCCGUCCACUCUGCUACCACGAUGCUGACGUCUUCCUGCUCUGCUAUAGCAUCAUCCUGCCGCCCUCGUUCCGCAGUGUGGCAGAGCGGUGGGCACCGGAAGUCCGCCGGCUGUGCCCUGGGGUCCCUGUUAUCCUCGUAGGGACACAGUCAGAUCUACGUGAGGAUGUGCAGGUGCUGAUACGCCUGGCGGAGGAGCAAGAGCGGCCAGUUAGCGAGGAAGAUGCCCGGCUGUGUGCUCAGAGCAUUGGGGCGGUGGCCUUCGUAGAGUGUUCAGCACUAACACAGAAAAACUUGAAGGAGGUGUUCGACACGGCCAUCGUAGCCAGCCUGCAGCAUGCGGAGGAGGUGCAGGAGGAGGGUCUGAGGAGCCGGCACACGCUGCGGGAGAAAACACCUGACAAAAUCAAACAGUUGUCAGAGACCUGGUGGAGAAAGCUGAGCUGUUUCAUGUGA
Molecule: messenger RNA, 726 nt
Organism: Colossoma macropomum (tambaqui)
Lineage: Eukaryota; Metazoa; Chordata; Actinopteri; Characiformes; Serrasalmidae
Product: rho-related GTP-binding protein RhoU
Exons: 3
Coding region: 1-726 (241 amino acids)
Biological process (GO): small GTPase-mediated signal transduction
Molecular function (GO): GTPase activity; GTP binding
Source: RefSeq, a predicted model, not a curated record